AUGGACGGAUCGAAAGCAUCGGUUGGGGUACCGGAAGACACCAAAAGCGAGAAUCUCCUCAACAAGACGAGGCCGAGAAACAUAUCGCAACUUGAUGAUUUGGUGAAAGAAAUUUUAUUUAUGCAUACCGAUUGGAGAUCAAUGCUGGCCAUGCGGAACACCUGUGACAGCUUCCGCCGCUUCAUUGACGGAAAACAUCCAAUCUUUGAUUUGUCCGAAGUGGAAAUUGAUCUACGUGAUACGCAUGUUCAAAUUGUGUGCAAAACUCAUUCCAAAGAAAUCAACCAAGUGCAUUUUAUGAAGCAUGAAAAUGGAUGUCUAGUAGAUGAACGAGAGAGGAUCAGUCUCCUGGAAAACGCCAAUUUUCUCGACACAUUUUUUCAAGGAUUCAAAUUCAUUUUGAUGCAGAAUUUUGCUUUACAAAAGCUAAAAAUUGGUUAUAGAAGCUACUCUCCGGAUCAUGAGGUGGCGAAGUUUUUGAAUGAACUUGAAACAAUUCUGAAAGCAAGAAAGACAAAACUAAAAGUGAAUUGUCUGAGCUUGAAGACAAAGAAAAAAGAAUAUCAUCGAAUUAUGUCUCUGGUUGCUCCUGCAAGCCUGAAGAGAAUUGAAUUGAACUUCUUGGAUGUCGAAAACGUGGAACUGAGAAUUUUGGAGCAGUGGAAGAGUGCUGAGGAGCUCAUCUCAAACGGUUUCUUCACUCGGUUUCAGACGCCGAUUGAUAAUUUCCUUCAUUUCUCGAGACUCGAAGCGCAUUUUUCGGAAAUUUGUUUGCACGAUUUACGGGAAAUGAAAGAUGCAUACCUAAACGCUCCGAAUUUCCAAAAGGCAUUUAUUCGAUACGAAAAUUCGAGAAGACUUACGGACAUGGAUGUCCUGGCUGGUAAUGUGCGGCCAACUAGGGAUAGUCAACAUUGGUUCCGAACACCAUACUCUCCAAAUCGGUGUCUCUUUGUUUUCGUCAGUGAAAGAGUUGCCAGAUUCGUGAAUGCUCCAAUAAGCUCGGCUCCAGAAGGCGCGUUCGAUACAAAUCAAGAGUUCCCCGAACCUCCACUUCCACACUGGCGGCCUUUCUGA
This is a messenger RNA of Caenorhabditis briggsae, 1077 nucleotides long. The transcript has 4 exons. Gene Ontology annotation, biological process: innate immune response. The coding region runs from base 1 to 1077 and encodes 358 amino acids. The record is from RefSeq and is a predicted model, not a curated record. NCBI's taxonomy places the organism in Eukaryota, Metazoa, Nematoda, Chromadorea, Rhabditida, Rhabditidae.